AUGAUAAAGUUUUUCUUCACAGAACUAAACAUUACGAAAGGCUUAUAUUCUCCACGCAGACACAAUUCUCGUAACAACUUGCUCAAGUGUCUGAUCACCCUCGGCUUUGACCCCUCGGAGAGUCCCGCACCAGCUGCUCGAUUUUGGCCUCGGCCAUCCUUAGUCAAGAUUGGAGGGAAGCAUGCCGGGGCUGAUCCAUUUUCCCUAGAGCAUCUCGCCAUUCUUUGCCACCUGAGCCCCGGCUUCGCCGAGAUGACGCCCCUCCACGAGGCUGUCCUUCUCGGCGCGGACGGGCUUGUCGAGACAAGGACCUCUCGGUCGCCGGCUAAUGAAAGGAACUUCCUUGACCAGACACCUUUGCAUCUGGCUCUGUCGAACAUCAGACAUAUGACAGCGCUCAUAAGCUCGGGACAUGAUGUCAACGCCCUCGAUCGGUUGGGCAUGACUCCCCUCAUGUAUGCUGGCAUUAUGGGACUUGUCGACGCUGUCCUUUGGCUCCUCGACCGUGGAGCGGAUGCUUCACUUCGGGAUACCAAGCACAAAAAGCUUUUCAUUGAUUUUGCAGCUUCUCGCAACAACUGGGACGUUAUCAUGGCCGCUCUUUCAAAAUUGGAAACACGGUCAGACAACGACACUGGCUGGACCUGGGCGCGACACGCAACUAUUCUGCGUCAUGUGGAGUUUCCGGAUCACACAAGGCUGCGCCUAGGUUUCAAAGACUUCCUCGCGAUGUGCGACACGCCAAACUUCAUCUUCGACCAUAAUGGCCGUCGCGGAAACACGUUGAUGCACUUCGUGAUCACUCCCGAAGAGGUGCAAACAUUGCUAGAUCAAGGUUUCACACGUGUAAACCAAGCAAACUCAGAUGGCCAUACCCCUUUCAUGCGGUCAUUGAGAAGGCACCGUGAGCUGCCCACAAUCCUGCCGAUCCUGAACGCCGGAACGGACAUUCACCACCGAGACAAUAACGGCCACACGGCGCUCUGGUACGCCUUGUACAUGGGUACAUUCCAAAUGGCCAAUUGUAGCCAUGACAACGGCUGGCGGACACUUCACCAUCUUCUCCAGUGCGGCAUUGAUGCGCUUUCUCUGGACAACUGUGUAUGCCCGUGUUCGUCAAACGGAUGUUUCCCAUCCGGCAUUCUACACUGGUCAUCGUUAUAUUAUUCACAACCGACUGAUAUCCCGCGGCCGUUAUUUGAAUGGCUCAUCGUUGUCUUGGAGUAUCGCGGUUCGGAAGAAGCGAAGACGAUUCUGCUGUCCUACAUCAGGAGGGCCAAACACGAUGAGUUGGGCUUGACUCACCUCUGCUGCACAAGAUUCCCGGGCAACCCCCCAAUGGAUGGUCAUAUGCCGCCCCUGCCAAGCGACGAUGUUGACGAUAUCCUCACAGAGGAGGAAGAGCUCAUCGAUCUAAUGGAAAAGGAAAUGGAGGAAGCGAAGGCGUUGAAGUACGAUCAACUCAGAGAAAUAUGGUUCACCCAAGUGAAAGAACGCCUUGAUGCAGCUCGAGCAGACGAAGUCUGGGCAAAGCCUGGAAAGAUAAAAGAGCAACCACCAGAAACAGUUGGUACGAACAAAGGAUCUCCCAUCUUCGACAUCUAG
Molecule: messenger RNA, 1605 nt
Organism: Verticillium alfalfae VaMs.102
Lineage: Eukaryota; Fungi; Ascomycota; Sordariomycetes; Glomerellales; Plectosphaerellaceae
Exons: 4
Coding region: 1-1605 (534 amino acids)
Molecular function (GO): protein binding
Source: RefSeq, a predicted model, not a curated record